Messenger RNA from Manis javanica (Malayan pangolin), 2264 nucleotides. Lineage: Eukaryota; Metazoa; Chordata; Mammalia; Pholidota; Manidae. The record is from RefSeq and is a predicted model, not a curated record.
AACACACAUUCUUUUCAAAGUACACAUGGAACAUUUACCAAAAUAGCCAAGAAAAUGGGACAUAUAAAAGAUGCAGGGGCCUCCCCGCGGGUCCCCACCUGCCCCCGACACAAUGCCCGGCACCUCCAGGCCGGAGAACUGCAGGGAGGCAUGAGCAAGUGCGCCGAGGGCUCGGCCGUGGGGCGGGUGCUGGCGGGCGCGGGGAAUCCGGGGGGCGCGAGGCCGCCACCUCAGCAGUUGUGGGUCAGCGCCGCCCCCCGAUCCCGCACUCAGCGGCCCCAUCGUGGAAGAACACGAACCAGAGCCGUCGAAGGGCCCUGUGGCCGGAGCCAGGUGGGUCAGCAAGCGGGAAGCCGGGCCGCGGGUAGGCCCCGGAGGGAGCAGUGUGGCGGGCAGGGGGCGGCAGACCUGUCUGCGAGGGGAAGCCUUUCCUCAGGUGCGCCCUUCCCGUCGCUGGAUGGCGCGCUCACCCAGCCGUGCUGUUGGGGCGCAGAGCGCGGGCCCGGGAACCCCACUCCGUUAGCACCUGGCCAGUGUUCCUAGCAAAGGAGUAAAGGUAAACCAAAAAGGGGAAAAGAUGCACAGAAGAAUGUCAGUCAACAAAGAAAGGAAGAGUCAUACAGUUCCUAGAGAAGCUCUGGCUAAACAAGACACAUCUCCAUUAACAGAUGCUGUAGAGCAAGUUACACGGCAACAACAAUCACAAAUAUCAGAAUUAAAAAACAAAAAAACAAAACAACUACCAGGAAUAUUCUUCAACGAACUGGAACAAAUAAUUCAAAAAUUCAUAUGGAUUUCUGCAGAAACUAAAGAAAGAGAAAAGCAAAUUCAUCAACAAGAUGCUGCCAUAGAAAAUACCAAGCUUCAGUGUGGAAACCUGCAAACUCAAAUCAAAUCUUUACAUACAGAAAAUGUAAAGCUUAAAUUUGACAUAGAAGCAGCCCAAGAAGACUUUGAGGAACACAUGCUAAGAUAUAAUGAAUAUUAUGCAAAAAUGAAAGUACAUAAAGAUAGUUUGGGGGAGAUAGAAAGCAAAUGGUCAUUCCUGACUGAACUCCAUGAAAAACGAGAUCUCGUUAAAAAACUAACGACAGUGAAAGAGGAACUUACACAAGAUGCCCAAAAUCCAGAAGGAAACCAGAUGAAACAAGUACAGGAAGACAUUACAAAGCUAAAGGCUCAUAUAACUGUAAAAGAAUCUCUCAUUGAAAAAACUGGUUUUCUUGAGGAAGAAAAAAAUACCCAUGAAAAAUUAAGAAAAGAAAUAGAGGUACAACAUAAGAGAUAUGGUGCAAUCCUUAAGCGUUUGCACUGUCAGGUGAACAAACUUCAGUCAAACGGAAGACAAUGGCAAUGGAACGUUAAACAACUGGAAAAAACCACAGCUGAACUAAGAAAAAGCAUUGGAAUGAAAGAUUAAUAUGGCCAAAGAGCAAUGUAGAGCACAAACUGCCUGCAAAAAUUAUGGGACAUAAGGAUUAGCAAAUCCUUUGGAUUCUUAACAACCAGCAUUCACUGUCAGCAGUCUGUCUGAAUGAAAGAUGCAUUUUCUUUUUUUUUAAAAUCAGUCAUCUGUUUCUAAGUGUGUUCCAACCCUACAAUUGAUAGCAGUAGAUAGACAAUAGUUAUGUUUACAGAAGAAUCGUGGUCUGAAUAUUUUGUGUGUAAGAUAUACUGUACUCAUGAAUGCCUGUUUAUAAACAUACGGCCUUCACUAUCAUAUCAAGUAAAAAUUUAGAAGAAGAAAAACACUUGAAUUUACAAUGAUUUUUAAAUUGUUAAGAUAUUUUAAGUGAUUCUUUCAAACUUUCUUACAAUGUACUUUUUUACCACUGCCUUCAUAAUAGUCAUAAAUACUGGCAUUUACAAAAAAAAGCAGGAAGUUUCAAAUCAUGAAAAUCAUAGCAUGUAGAAUUUAUUUUCUGACUACAAUGGUAUUGAAAAUCAAUAACAAUAGCUGGAAAUUUGGCCAAGUAUUUGAAAACUAAUCAAAACACUUCUAAGUUAUUCAUAGGUCAAAGGGAAAAUUAGAAAUCACUUCCAACUGAAUGAUGAUAAGACUAGGAAACUAAAAAGUUAUAACAUGAAAAUUUAUGGGAUGCAACUAAAGCAGUGCUUGAAGGAAAAUUUAUAGCUUCAAAUACCUACAUUAGAAAAAAGGAAGCUGUAAAACACAUGAUCUAGGUUUCUACUUUAAGAAGUUAGAAAAAGAAGAGUAAAUCAAAUUCUAAGUAAAUAGAGGAAAAGGAAUAAUUUUAAAAUAA